GUCUAUCACUUGCUGUUGAGAGGUUAAUAGAAAGUGGACAUGGCAGAGGACAAUCUUGUGGACGUGGACAGUAGCGAAGAAAGCAGGUCUUACUGGGACCAAGGCGACAAAAUAUCUGCCAGUACGAUUUUCAACAAGAUGGGCAUAGGCCGACAGAGCAAGAAAGGAUUCUACAAGCGGGCCACAGUGUGUUUGGGGGUGCUGUGUGUGAUUUUACUUGUUGUCAUCAUAUCACACAAAUCACACAAUAACUGCAAAAACGACAGCACUGAUGGGACAUUUCAACAACUAACAGACGACAACAAUGUGACCCACAACACAGUCCAGUCAAAGACAACUUACAGCAACUUGAAUAAACAGAUGGACCUCUUGCUGACCGGUCACAACAUGUUGAUUCAAGAGAAGUCCCAGCUACUGGCCCGUUACAACAACUUGACUGAUGACAGAAACCUCUUGCAGAUAAGUUACAACAAUCUAAUCUCAGAGAAGUCACAAUUAAAUAGCAACUAUUCAAAUCUGAACAGAGAGAAGUCUGAAUUGCAAACUAGGAACGCCAUGCUGUCUGAUGAGAAAGCCCAGCUGCAGGCCAGUUACGACAACAUGACCAGAGGGAUUGAUCAGUCGCGUACCAAAUUAGAUUCCAGGCUUGAAGAUGGAUGGAUCGCCAGAAAACCAAGUGUCUACAAAGUCAGCAGUGAGAAGAAAACCUGGCAGCAGAGCAGAGACAGCUGUUUAAACAUGGGGGCAGACCUGAUGAUUGUGAAUGACAUAGAAGAGCAGAAAUUCCUGCUACCAUAUAAGAAUGUCUGGAUUGGACUUUCAGAUACUGACAACGAGGGUGUCUGGAAAUGGGUAGACGACACACGACUGACCACAAAGUUCUGGGCACCUGGUGAACCUAACAACGCCGGGAAUGAAGACUGUGCAGAAAUCUCCUCAAACGCCGCAGACCCGUAUAAAGCUUGGAAUGAUGUCCCAUGUUCUAGUUCAUAUCAAUACAUUUGUGAGGACCGUUUCUAAGAACUUCAUCGAUUGAGUCUCCAUUAAUUGAGUCAAUAUCUGUGUUUGAUCAAUAUCAAUUACCAUACAAAUAAGCAUAAAUGAUCUCUCUUGAAAUCAGGAAAUGCAAUGUAAAAGGCGAUGCAGUGUUUUUGUUUCAUGUUAUGUUUUUGCUCAGUGCCCCAAAACAGUCAACGCUGUGUCUGCUAUAUCGGUGUAGAAAUGUGCGACUUAGCUUAAAGGUCCAGUGACCGUUUGCAUACCGUAACAUUCUUUGUUGGCUUCCCAUCCCGUGAAAAAUCCCAGUCUCUGUAGACAGCCCAUGCUCUGAAAACUGUAAUCAAACAAAAUGGGGGCAGUCUGUCUCCCAAACAAAGAUGCGCACUGCGUGGAGCUUCUAUUCUGUGGAAACACUGACGAGAGGGGUGAGCUACAGUACCUCACUGGUGUUUGUUCCUUGAUUAAAUAUAAUGUGCGUUACUGCUUUGGACAAAAGUGUCUGCUGAGAAAUUUAAAUGCAAACAUAUAUGUGAUGUAAUGCGCAAUUGCUGACUGCACCUUUAAAUGAAUUCCUCUUAUUGCUUGCGCAAGAUGAUAUGUAGAUAUGUUUUUCAUUCAAUACUUUGACAGAUCAUAUACUUUUUUUUAUUAUUAUUUUUUAAUGUUUGUGUUACUAAUUUUAUUUGUCUUAAAGUAGAAAUGGGGAAACUCUAGUAAAAGUGAGGAAACCCUGGUAGUUUGAGUAUGGAUCAUAAUAUGCACCUUUAGCUACCAAAGCAUUUACAACUGCACAGACUACAAUAACAAAAAGUUGCUGAUCACAAGAUUAAGAUCAGUUAAAUCAUUGAAAUGUCAUGUUUUCUUAUAAUAAAUGUGCUGACAUGUGUUCUCUUUCA
Messenger RNA from Sardina pilchardus (European sardine), 1895 nucleotides. Its product is annotated as C-type lectin domain family 4 member M-like. The record is from RefSeq and is a predicted model, not a curated record. The coding region runs from base 40 to 1020 and encodes 326 amino acids. NCBI's taxonomy places the organism in Eukaryota, Metazoa, Chordata, Actinopteri, Clupeiformes, Clupeidae. Gene Ontology annotation, molecular function: signaling receptor activity. The transcript is spliced from 5 exons.